Trichoderma asperellum CBS 433.97 is the source of this 2065-nucleotide messenger RNA. RefSeq lists its product as uncharacterized. The record is from RefSeq and is a predicted model, not a curated record. NCBI's taxonomy places the organism in Eukaryota, Fungi, Ascomycota, Sordariomycetes, Hypocreales, Hypocreaceae. Gene Ontology annotation, cellular component: cytosol; alpha,alpha-trehalose-phosphate synthase complex (UDP-forming). Gene Ontology annotation, molecular function: trehalose-phosphatase activity; alpha,alpha-trehalose-phosphate synthase (UDP-forming) activity. Gene Ontology annotation, biological process: cellular response to heat; trehalose biosynthetic process.
ACGAGAUGCUAUAAGUAGCAUUCGGCGCGCAUCACCCUCGCAUUCUUCGCUUCCUCCAGCAUCAAAGCCGUAGCAAGAGUCUCGCGUCUGCCCGCUCAGUGCGCAUGACCAUUGCGAGUAUUUGUGCGCAACAGCAAUCACUCUCUUGAGCUUGCGCCUCCCGAAGCUGCUUCUUUGCUCUCGUCUCGGAGCCACCGCUCGAUUGUCGUCAUCCCGAGCGGUCGAACCAAGCCCCCUCGGCCGUUGGACGCCACCACUGCCCUGCUGAAUAAACUGCCUUUCGAAAAUCUUUCGCUCAGCUAAUUAAAGCGCCGGAUCUCGAACGACGAGUGACGGUGACGAAUUCGAUCUGAGAGCUUGCCAUCUCUCGAUACGCAAUCAAGCACAAUGCCCGCUGCUGUUGGUGCCGACGGAGCGGCCAGCCCCGGCCGUCUCCUCCUCCUCUCUAACCGACUUCCCAUCACCAUCAAGCGCUCCGACGAUGGAAGCUACAGCUUCUCCAUGUCGUCUGGUGGCCUUGUCACCGGCCUCAGCGGCCUCAGCAAAACGACCAGCUUCCAGUGGUAUGGCUGGCCGGGUCUUGAGGUCCCAGAAAAUGAGGUCGAAGGCAUGAAGCGCCGUCUAAAGGACGAGUACGGCGCUCAUCCCGUCUUCAUCGACGACGAACUUGCCGACAGACAUUAUAACGGCUUUGCUAACUCUAUCCUGUGGCCCCUCUUCCACUACCACCCCGGCGAGAUUACCUUUGACGAGUCGGCGUGGAGCGCAUAUCAAGAAGUCAACCGUCUCUUCGCGAGGACAGUCAUCAAGGAUGUGCAGGACGGCGACCUUAUUUGGGUCCACGACUACCACCUGAUGCUCCUGCCUCAGAUGCUCCGAGAAGAGAUCGGCGACACAAAGAAGGAUGUCAAGAUUGGCUUCUUCCUGCACACGCCUUUCCCCAGCAGCGAAAUCUAUCGAAUUCUGCCUGUGCGAGAGGCUCUGCUCACCGGUCUCCUCGACUGCGACCUGAUUGGCUUCCACACCUACGACUAUGCCCGCCAUUUCCUCAGCAGCUGCUCCCGAAUUCUUGAUACCCCAACUACUCCCAAUGGUGUAGAUUGGAACGGCCGCUUUGUUACUGUCGGAGCUUUCCCCAUCGGCAUCGACCCCGAGAAAUUCGUCGAGGGCCUUCAGAGACCCAAAGUCCAAGAGCGCAUCUCUGCCCUCAGCCGUAAGUUUGAGGGCGUCAAGCUGAUUGUUGGCGUCGAUCGACUGGAUUAUAUCAAGGGUGUGCCUCAAAAACUACAUGCUCUCGAAGUCUUCUUGACAGAGCACCCUGAAUGGAUUGGCAAAAUCGUGCUCGUCCAAGUUGCCGUUCCAUCUCGACAAGAUGUCGAGGAAUAUCAAAACCUUCGAGCUGUUGUCAACGAACUCGUUGGCCGUAUCAACGGCAAGUUCGGCACCAUCGAGUUCAUGCCCAUCCACUUCCUCCACCAGUCUGUUUCCUUUGAAGAGCUCACAGCGCUGUACGCCGUCUCGGACGUGUGUUUAGUCUCGUCUACGCGCGACGGAAUGAACCUGGUCUCUUACGAGUACAUUGCCACCCAGCGUGACAACCAUGGCGUCAUGAUUCUCAGCGAGUUCACCGGCGCCGCCCAGUCCCUCAACGGCAGUCUCAUUGUCAACCCCUGGAACACUGAGGAGCUCGCCAACGCCAUCCACGACGCUGUCACCAUGAGCCCCGAGCAGCGUGAGGCAAACUACCGUAAGCUCGAGCGCUACGUGUUCAAGUAUACGAGCGCCUGGUGGGGAGCCAGCUUUGUAGCUGAGAUGACGCGACUGUCUGCCGAGAAUACGCAGUCCAAGACGCUACGCAACAUCUCUGGUGCGGUCGUGGGCCUUGGCCAAAAGGUGCAGCAGAUUGCUGAAGAGGCCAAAGACCGGAUAAUAGGCAGCGAACAGCCUUCUUCUGGAGCGCCAGAGACGUCUGAAUAGUUGGACUAGCUGCUUUCUUUACUUUAUUUUUUUUUUUUUGCAUCUUUUUUUUUUCCGAUUGCUGGUCAUUGGUAGCCUACAGGGUUUU